This is a messenger RNA of Trichoderma atroviride IMI 206040, 787 nucleotides long. RefSeq lists its product as uncharacterized. NCBI's taxonomy places the organism in Eukaryota, Fungi, Ascomycota, Sordariomycetes, Hypocreales, Hypocreaceae. The record is from RefSeq and is a predicted model, not a curated record.
UCUCUCCGCCUUUCGCUUCAAGCUGCAACUCAUCUGUGCAGAUAUCAUGCGCGGCAUAGCUUUCUUGUCGGCCUUGUGCGCCGCGGCCCUUGUCCAGGCCAACUUCCACACCGCACACAUCUAUAUCCAGCCCGUCGAAAACUCCGAGUCGCCGACCCUCCUUGCAGAGCUCGCAUACGAUCCCAGCCUUACCACAUCCUCCUCCAUCAUCUCCUACGAAGCUCCUGAAAUUCCAGAGUCUACACAGCUGGUCCGCGUAGGGCUGUACGACCCAAAAUCUUCGAGCUGGAUAUCUGGCACGACUGUUGCUUCGGUGGACAACUUCGGCAAGGGCUUCUCUCCCAAUCUGAUACUGUCCAUCGAUGAGAAUGGAGAGGUCCUGAGCGCAGCGCUGAAGGGAGUAAGGAUUGAUGCGGGCCAGACGAGAGACUUUGGGCCGCAGGCUGUGGUGCUGCCGGCGCUCAAGGGCAAGCAACCGGAGCUCAACAAGCCAGUCGUUCUGUCGCCAGAGGGCAAGAAGGUUGAGGAAGAGGAGAAGACAUUCCUACAAAAGUAUUGGUGGAUGAUUGGCAUUGUGGUGUUCCUCGCAAUGAGUGGAGGAGGAGGCGAGAAAUAGAGUCGCCAAUUGACGCGCACAUUACCAUUAAUUCAAGCAAUAAAAUCCUUGGUUUGCGGGCCAUUAACAGAAAAUGUGCUCCUGUCAGCUAUUCUCAGUAUACCUGGGACGCUGUCCUUACCUGUCAGAGCCCAAAGCAGCCAAAGUAAACACAGUAUUGUGUCUGUCGUA